Molecule: messenger RNA, 795 nt
Organism: Nematocida homosporus
Lineage: Eukaryota; Fungi; Microsporidia
Exons: 1
Coding region: 1-795 (264 amino acids)
Source: RefSeq, a predicted model, not a curated record
AUGUCUGGGAAUAUUCAAGUUAGACUCUUUUCAGAUGGUCGUGAAUGGGCUUGGAUAGCUUUGACCUCAACUGCAGAAAUAGUUAAUGUUGGAACUUUUACUUAUUAUCAGGCAGAUGGGUUUAUUCAUAUUAAUACGUUAGAAAGUGGUGGAGUAGUUAAAGGAUUAAGUCGGGCGGUUGUUUUGGAAGUUUUAAGUCGAGUUUUGGCUUGGUUGGACUUUCCAAAGAUAUAUCUUUAUGCUCGACCUAGAAAGUGUUUUUAUCUUAGCUUAGAUAAAGAACCUAUUCAUCCAGAUAGAUUGCGACAGUACUGGCAAGAUAUACUAGUUGAUUUAAAGUAUUCAGCUGAUUUAGUUGGAUACCGUGAAAUAAGAAGUUCAAAAGCCACUAAAAUCCUUCAAGCUAAUUCUUAUCUCUUAAAGUACUCAACUCAACUGGAAGAUGAACCUAUUUCACGCAUUCUCAGCCAGAAUCCCCAACUAUCCCUAUCUGAUCUUCUAGUUGUACUUGUUAAUAGCAAAGACUUAUCAGAAGGUUCUUUAAUCUUUUCCCGACCUACUUUUACUCCAACUAAUCCAACUAAUCCACCCCAUUCCAACUCUUCUCCUCCAUUAACUACUAAUGAUAUUCACCAAGUCUCUACUGCACAACUACGAGUCUUACUUAGCCAGGUAGAAAGUAAUCCGGCUGUUUUUCAUACUUACUCGACUUGGCCCCUACUGAUAGAUCAGACCCAACUAAGUAGAUCAAAAGAACAACCAACGAUUAAAGUGAUUAGAUUAAAAAGGAAGUAG